AUGGCAGGAGGGCGCAGGGGCAUAUCUCCAUCUGAAGAGAGCUGCCCAUAUGCUAGACUGAUAGUCAAGUAUAUGUUGUUUGUCUUCUGCUUCAUAUACUGGGUGAGUAAUCCUCUUGACAUUUAUUUCGACUAUUUUGAUUUGAUUUGAUUUGAUUUGAUUUGAUUUGAUUUUAAAAACAGAAACAGCCUUUAUUCCUUUAUUUCUUCGCCCUGAAGUUGCUUACUAAACUCUUGUCAUUUAAUAAUUCAGAGAGUUAUAGGAAAAGUCUCCUUGUUUAACCUCAGAGAUGUUUGCUGCACAUCUUGGACAAGUUCAUUUUUACUUAACUCAGGAAUGUUUGAUCAGAUUUAGAGUUUUCUUCAUGUCACUAACAACACGUUAACACUUAAAUCAUCCACCAAGACUCGUGAUCUUGCUUAUUUAAAGAUUAUAUUAAAGUAGGGGCAGUUCUGCUAACUUUGCCUGUAAAGUCAUGUUUAUAAUUGCAAAGGUUUAGACUCAAAAGUUCGCCCUAAUAUAGCGACAUCAAGAUCAGCAGUUUUCACACUUUGCAUAUUUUAAAGCAGAUCUCUUGUUGCAGAUUAGACUUGCUGGGAUUUGGGUGUGUGUGAGGACAUGUCUAUGUUUCUAGCCAGAAAAAUGUCUCAGAAACAGAGCGCUUUGAACAAACAUGUACAGGUGACAUGAUUUAAGACCAUUAACAGCUGUACAAAAACUUGAAGCUAUUUGGGAGGGAUGUGCUGUUGCCUCAGGCUACAUCAAACCAUCCACAUGACAGAAAAUACACACUUCCUUAGCAGUGUAGGAUGUUUGUGGUCUUAUGAAGUUAAACACAUUAUUGCAAAAGAAAAGGCGACCCGUUUUCUUUUUCUUGUUAUGUCAGGUGUAUUCACUGUGAAAGGAAAACUUUAAGAAAAGAAGGCAGACAAAUCCAGUUUUGCCCUUCCGUCCCAAGUGUUUGAUAGUGCUCCCUUUUAUUCAUCUUAGGCUGAGAGUGGAGCACUGAGUGAAAGGGUCUUUAUUAUUCCUUUUCUCUUUUAAUGGGAAAGGUACAGGUAGCUGCCAGGUCGAUUUAGUGAAAUGGAGGCAGAGUGGAUGGAGGAAUCUCCUUAUCUUAUCUAUCUGGGGUCCUCUUGUGUAACACUGAUCCGACUUUGAUUAUUAAGUUUUGAACAAAGGGAGUUCAUGAGAAAUUAGCUAAUAUUCUGUUUGUUCAACCUUGUCUGUGACUAGUAUAUACCUGGUUUUUAAACAGGGCCACUCCCAACACAAGUCUGAACAAAGAAAGUAUUUUCUUUCUGGUGGGUUUCCUUUUCUUUCUACAUCAGUUAUUCUGUCCUGAAGUGCAGUAUGUUCAAGAAAUGUUUGAGGUAUUUUCUCUGUAUGUUCUCCACAGGUAACCGCCCUGGUGAUGGUGUCCAUCGGUGUGUACGCCCACAAAAUGAAACAUGCAGGUAAACAAUCCUUCACUGGGAGAGAAUAGAGUCUUUCUUUGUCUUUGGAGGGAGACCAUGCCUAACAAACUUGACCCUCAUCUCCUCUUCUCCCCCUUAGAGACGGCUUUAGCAUCUCUCUCUGUGGACCCUGCCAUGAUGCUGAUGGUGGUGGGGGUCUUUAUAUUCAUCCUUAACUUCUGUGGUUGGGUGGGCUCCCUGAGAGAAAACAUCUGCCUCCUGCAGACAGUAAGUCAUGACCUUUCUAACACCACAGGUUGCUGCACAUUCUACCAAGCAGCAGAGAUAGAAAGUAACAGCUGGUUGUUCAGUGACUCAAGAUAUGAUGAAAUUUGUUUUCUUCAAAAUUGUAUUAAGUGCUGUAAAUGUGUCUCUCUCUUUCCUCCUGCAGUUCUGCAUCAGUCUGAUAGUGAUCUUUGUGCUGCAGCUGGUUGCAGGAGUCCUGGGCUUUGUUUUCUCUGAUAAGGUAAUGAAACUAUAUAAAUAAUGAUUUUUAAUUAGAAUAAAGAUGUAUCCACUAGAGUUUGUUAUCAUCUGUGAGAGGAAUGUCUGCUACUUAACACCUUAAUUAAAUGGUUUAAGUUAAAUGUGAAGAGUCUUGGUGUAGUCCAGGGGUGUCAAACUCAACCACAACAAUCUGGAUUUAGGUCUAACCUGAGGGCCAAACAGGGUCAACAAUUCACCAAAACUGUCAACCUCCUUUCCACAAAAUAUGAAACAAAAACAGCAAUGAUUAUAAAUCAUUUGAAAAUUCAAAAACGAUAAGUUUAAAGGCAAUCUGAGAUAGAAAAAAAUAUUUGAUUUUAGUUUUUUAUUCUAUUUUUAUUUAUUAGUUCAAAAGAUCAGAGCAUGAUCUUAAAAAUAGAAAAAUAAUGCAUUUAAAGAGCAAAUACAUGAGAAGAACGUUGAAAUCAGGUUUAAAAGGUCAAAAUAUGACUUAAAAUUUAAAAUUGAAAUUUAAAGUAUAAAAAUGACACAAGUCUAAAUACUGAGUUGAACAAAAUCAAAGCAUGAAAUAAAAACCCAGUCAUGUUUGACUUGUAAUCUUGUAAUGCAAAACUUAAAACAUGAAAUAAAACACCAAAUAUUUUUCCCCCACAGUCUUGACUAUUUAUCAAAUCUUUCUUACUCUUUAGUUUCCCAUAUUUUUCGUGGUUUAUCAAGGACAUUUUUACUGGAGGAAAUCUGCAGACUUCAUACUCCAUACUUGUUCCAUGGGUCAGAUUUGGCCCCAGGGCCUUGAGUUUGACACCUGUGGACUGUAGUCUUUUUCGGUUCUUUUCUGACCAGUCAAGGUGAUAAAACACCGCCCUCUCCUGGUUUUUGUCUAUAGCUGCUACAUAAUUUAGAUAAACUUCUUGUUGAAGCUGAAAAUUAUAACUCUCGUGAAUUCACAACUAUGAUCUAAAAAUGUAGGACUUUCUUUUGGAUAUGAACAACUAAAUUCUUGCACAUUUAUUACGUUAAUUAUAAUUAAUACAUUACAUCUUUUUUCUUAUGACUUUAUGACUUUCUUCUUAUAAAAUCAUGACUGUUUGCUAAAGGAUAACUUUUCAAUCCUUAAUGUGGUCCCAAUCCUUCACUUUGUUGGCAGCAAAUACUGCUCAGAAUAGGCUUUAUUUUAAACAGGAUUUGGAUCCUCAAGAAUUUUGAUUGAAAGAGAAAUAUUAAAAUCUGAUGUUAUUGGUGUAAGGAGUGAAAGACUGUUGUCUAGAAAAUUUGAUAUUUUAUCAUCCAAGUGGUUCAAUGACAAAAAAUCUGCUCAAACUAUUGUUUUAUCUAAUGCAGCUUUCUUUUCAUUCUACAGAUAAGAAUUUCAGAAAUCCACAUUCAAACACUUUGUGUAUCUAAAAUGCACAUUUUUGUACAUAUUAUUCAGUUCUUCCUUUUUUAUGUUCCUCUGCCAAGGCUCGGGAAAAACUGACUGGUAUCAUUGAUAAUGCCAUUGUCCACUACAGAGAUGAUAUCGAUCUCCAAAACCUGAUUGAUUUUGCCCAGGGAGAGGUAAGGGUUUUUGACUAUUAUUUUUGCCACCUGGUCACAAGUAGCAUGUGGAUGUUUUUUCACCAACACUUUUUAUGAACUCAGCUCUUAUAAUGCAUCAUGAGCUCAUUUGUAAAGCCUUAUAAAUGCAUCUGUAAGGCUCGAUAGAGACCCUUAUGAGUGAUAAUAAGCAUUUAGAAGAGCUAGUGCCAAUGUUUAUGAAGUAUUAUAACCAUAAUGCCUUAUUAAGAUUUGGUGUAUUAUAAAUCAUGCCUCAAUGCACAGGGUAAAAUGCUGUUAUAAAUACCUACUAUCACUAAUAACAGUUGUUAUAGAGCCGUUUGUAAGGCUUUAAAAAUGUACUUAUGAUAACUUUUAAGAGAUGGGGUCAUAGAAGGUGUUACCAUAUUUCUUCUAUAAACAGAUAACUGUCAUGUCUCCCUCUAAAAUGUGUGUCUGUGUGUUCAGUUUGGCUGCUGUGGGUCUGUGUCCUACGUUGACUGGUCUCAGAACAUGUACUUCCAGUGUGACAAAAAUAAUCCCAGCCAAGAGCGCUGCUCCGUCCCCUACUCCUGCUGUGUCAUAACCAAACAAAAGGUCACCUUCUUCUUCACACUGGAUCAUACUUUUUUUACUGAGUUGUACAGUCACAUUACACCAUUUAUUCAUCUAUUUGUCUUUUAACUCUCUGUGUCCUUGCGCAGGAGGUUAUAAACACCAUGUGUGGUAAGGACAUGCAGAACUAUGAAUAUGGUCAGGCUGGAAGUUUCAUUUACACCAGUGGCUGCAUAGACAAAAUGUCGGACUGGAUCCACAGCAACAUGUUUCUGCUGGGAGGUGUCGCUCUUGGACUAGCUUUACCACAGGUACAGACGGGACGAAAAUACAAAUCAAUACAUUCAUUCUGCUCCAGACACUACAACGUAAUAACUCUCUUUUUUUUUUCCCUGCAGCUUGUUGGCAUUGUCUUGUCUCAGAUUUUGAUCAACAUGAUUUCCAGUGCAGAGUGAGACACAUAAGUUUAAGCAUCGCUCAGAUCCGAGGAGUCAACAGAAGCAGAUCACACCAGAAUCUGAUGAAAGGUUGUGCUCGUAUUUGGUCAAUGCCUUUUCACCGAUUAUCACUCCAUCAUCAGUGAUAUUGCUCUUGGGUUUAAAAACACAAUAUUUGUGUGAAUCCAGCAAAUGGACAAGCGUGUGAUGUGUUUUUGCUAGUUGGCCUGUAAGAGGUGUGCUUUGAGCAUAGAAGUCUGAAUGAUGGAGAGGAAGGACUUUGUCACCACCUACUGGACAGUACCAUGCUUAAAUCUACCAAACACAUUUGCAUCGUGCCUAAAUUCUUUUUUAUCAUGAUUUUUUUUACCACUUAACCAGAGCAUGAAAAGUUGCUUUGGUUCUGCAGUACCAGAGUUGUCUUACUGUGAAAAUAUUAGAGCAUUUUUAAGCAAUGUAACUGAGCAUAGAGUCUAACAUUUUUUCAUUGCAAAAAAAAAAAAAAAAAAAAGAUGGUUGUUAAAUAACGC
Messenger RNA from Xyrichtys novacula (pearly razorfish), 4962 nucleotides. Lineage: Eukaryota; Metazoa; Chordata; Actinopteri; Labriformes; Labridae. The record is from the annotation of a GenBank genome assembly.